Messenger RNA from Solanum stenotomum, 1749 nucleotides. RefSeq lists its product as uncharacterized. NCBI's taxonomy places the organism in Eukaryota, Viridiplantae, Streptophyta, Magnoliopsida, Solanales, Solanaceae. Bases 1 to 1749 code for a protein of 582 amino acids. The transcript is spliced from 5 exons. Gene Ontology annotation, molecular function: zinc ion binding; nucleic acid binding. The record is from RefSeq and is a predicted model, not a curated record.
AUGAAGACGGGGGUGGCAGCCCCCGAGGUUAGAGUUGAGGCCCCAGCUAGGGGUAGAGGUCGGGCUAGAGGCCGAGGACGUGGUCGAGGCCGUGCUAGAGGAGUGGCACCUGCCCGAGGCCGAGGUAGAGAGCCUUCACCUGAGACACAGAUUGGAGUAGCUGCAGAGCAGGCUCCUGUGGGCCAUGCACCCCCAAUUCAUGAUGAUAGACUCGACAGGAUAUUUGAGUUAUUGGAGCGUCUUGCUCAGGGUGCAGCAGGUAUACCAGCGUGGUUACAGGCUGGGGUAGGGGCACAGACCCCUGGUUAUCAGCAUCAGAUUCUAGUGGUUCCAGAGCCGGUGGUUCAGCCACCACAGGUUCCAGCACUGGUUGUAGGUAUACCAACGACCCUAGAGGUGGCCUUGGCAGAUGAUGACCAGGUCUGCUAUGAGCGGUUUCAGAAAAUGAAACCACCUCAGUUUCAUGGUGCUAAGACUGAUGAUGCUCACGAGUUUUUGACCUUGAGUCGAGAGAUGUUGGCGGCGGUACGCAUGUUAGAUGAGAGGGGCGUCCGAUUUUUGUCCCUUCAGUUACGCGGUGUCGCUAGGAAGUGGCUGAGGACCUUCAUGAGUUCGAGACCAGCGGGAUCUUCUCCCAUGGAGUGGAGUGAGUUUGCUAGUGCCUUCGAGGGUCGUUUCAUCCCUUGGAGUGUACAGGAGGAGAGCCGUAUGAGGUUUGAGAGUUUGGUGCAGGGUAACAUGUCAGUCGCAGAUUACGAGGCUCGAUUCUGUCAGUUGUCGAGACAUGCCACUGCUUUGAUUUCAGGUGAGCCUGAGCGGAUUCGCAGAUUUGUUAGGGGUUUGACUCCAACUAUCCGUAGUUAUGUGUUUAGAUCAUCUCGAGAGGGUGCUUCCUUCCAGACUAUAGUGAGUGCAGCCAGAGAGGCUGAGUUGCUUGAGCGGGAUGAUUUUGGUGGGCCCAAGAGGGUCCGUACAGGUGGUCAGUAUUCAGGUACCUCGUCAGGAGGUAGGGGCCCACACAGGGGAGGCGGGUCCUUCCUGCGUCAGAGGCCAGUACAUGCUUCAUUACCAACUAUCGAGGGUGGGCCAGCAGCUCGAGGUCCUCCAGGUUCGGGUCGAGGUGGUUAUAGCAUUACUUCGGGUUCUUCACAGUCAGGAUCCACACCGAGGUCUUGUUAUGGUUGCGGUGAUCCUGGCCACUUGAUUCGUCAGUGUCCACAUCAGACUCAGUCUGGACCACACCAUACUAUCUCCGUGGUCCCAGAGAGAGAUUCAGCACCUCCGGCUAGAGGUCGGGGUCGGGGACCGGCAUCUGGUAGAGGCGGACGAGCUUCGGGUAGAGGUGCUAGUGGCGCCUCAGCUGAGUCACCGGCCAUGGAGUCUAUUCCGGUAGUUCAGGAGUUCCCUGAUGUGUUUCCCGAGGAUCUACCUGGUGCUCCUCCUGUUCGUGAUAUUGACUUCUCUAUUGACUUGGAGCCGGGCACCAAGCCUAUAUCUAUUCCACCUUAUCGUAUGGCUCCAGCUGAGUUGAAGGAGUUGAAGGAUCAGAUUCAGGACUUAUUGAGUAAAGGAUUCAUACGCCCUAGUGUGUUGCCUUGGGGUGCACCGCUUCAGGGGGCAGCCUUGUUCUUUAAGAUCGACUUGAGAUCUGGGUAUUAUCAGUUGAGGAUUAAGCCUUCAGAUGUGGCGAAGACAAGUUUUCGCACACGAUAUGGUCAUUAUGAGUUUUUGGUUGUUUGCGGCAGUUGA